UCCAUCAAACCAGAUCCCGAUGCCGUGAAAUGGAGAAGCGAUUCAGUGGAGAGUUAUAGCACGGGCUCCGACACGAACACCGGUUCCCCAGACAUACCAUACCAUGACUUCGCGUCCCAUCCCCUAUACACCACUUAUCGCGUGUCCGACGACUACAUGGAUAUCGCAGACCCUGAUAUCAUAGACGUUUCGGCGAUCAUGACUGACAUCCAUAUACCUGAGAGACAGGAGGUGUCGGUCAUACCUAUCCAUCGACCGCUUAUGGACUAUAGAAAUCAAUUCAAUGAGUUAGAGGGCGACCGUCUGGCGGAACUCCUAUCGGCGAUGAGUAUAUUCACCGAGAGAUACAAGACUAGGCCUACGGAGGAGCUGUACUUCCCGGAAGUCUAUCGUGUGCUGAGCUAUCGGUUUGAGCACCAGUUGCGCAAAAUCAUCGAAAUGUGCAAAAACUUAAUACAUUUCAAAAGUUUCUGCGAAAACGAUAAGGUGUCGCUCAUAAAGUACGGGUUCAUUGAGCUCUACCUACUCAGGUCUCUCAAUAACUACGACUCAACGCAUAACUAUUGGACAGUCGUUAUGGAAAAUAGGCAUUCAGUUAUACUACGGCUGGAGUCCAUGCAAUACUAUCCCCGGAAUAUACACUCAUUAUACAGAAUAUUCUUUGAGAAAAUUCUCAACGACUGGAACUCGGAUACUGUAGUUUUGGAUCUGUUGACGGCAAUCAUACUGUUUAACCCCAAUCGACCUAACCUUACGCAUAGAGAUUCCGUCAAGGUCCAGCAGCAAACAUACAUGUAUUUACUGCAACGCUAUCUACUAUUGCGAUAUCGCGAUGAAACCGAGUCUCAGGCGAAAUGUCAGCGACUUUUGCGGAGUUUGUAUUAUCUGGAAGUGUUGGCCGAGAAAAAGGUGCAAAACUGUCUCGAAAUUGAUCGCAAGAUUGUGGCACAACAUCCCCUACUGUUGGAGGUGUUUGACUUGCCCACAAUGAGCCAGGACAUUAAGCCCAGCCAUCUCAUGGCUAAUAUUUUUGUGUAUUAAAUGUUAGGUGAUUAUUUAUUAGUACAUGUUUUGCGAGCAAGUCUAUUUUUAUUUAUAAAUGUAGGUACGGGGUAUAUAUUAUAGUUUUCAUAUAGUUUAAUUAGCACAUAUUGAUUUAAUAUUAUUUAGUCUAAAUAUUACCAGGGAAUCUCAAGCUUUUUCAUAAUUAUAAAUUAAAUACUUGAAUAAAAUGUUGACAC
Messenger RNA from Oppiella nova, 1241 nucleotides. NCBI's taxonomy places the organism in Eukaryota, Metazoa, Arthropoda, Arachnida, Sarcoptiformes, Oppiidae. The record is from the annotation of a GenBank genome assembly.